Molecule: messenger RNA, 2047 nt
Organism: Agelaius phoeniceus (red-winged blackbird)
Lineage: Eukaryota; Metazoa; Chordata; Aves; Passeriformes; Icteridae
Gene: HARS1
Product: histidyl-tRNA synthetase 1
Biological process (GO): histidyl-tRNA aminoacylation; mitochondrial translation
Cellular component (GO): mitochondrion; cytosol; cytoplasm
Molecular function (GO): identical protein binding; ATP binding; histidine-tRNA ligase activity
Source: RefSeq, a predicted model, not a curated record
CCGGUUUUCACUUCCCCGCGCUGGCGGCGCUGCGCGUGCGCGGCGGCAGCGGCGGCGCGGGAAUUGCGCGUGCGCGGGGCGGGCGCGGCUUCGCCAUGGCGGAGGAGGCGGCGGUGCGGGCCCAGGCGGAGACCGUGCGGAGGCUCAAACAGGACAAGGCCGAUGCUGACGAGAUUGCAAAGGAAGUGGCAAAGCUGCUCGAGAUGAAGGCGCAGCUGGGGACAGAUGAGGGGAAGCACAAGUUUGUGCUGAAGACCCCAAAGGGCACCCGGGAUUUUGGCCCCAAGGAAAUGGCCAUCCGUGAGAGGGCCUUCAAAGCCAUCAUCUCCUGCUUCAAGCGCCACGGGGCCGAGGUCAUUGACACGCCGGUGUUUGAGCUGAAGGAGACGCUGACAGGGAAAUACGGGGAAGACUCGAAGCUCAUCUACGAUCUAAAGGAUCAGGGAGGAGAGCUGCUCUCCCUGCGCUAUGACCUGACAGUGCCCUUUGCUCGCUACCUGGCCAUGAACAAGAUCACCAACAUCAAGCGCUACCACAUUGCCAAGGUGUACAGGAGGGACAACCCGGCCAUGACCCGGGGCCGCUACCGCGAGUUCUACCAGUGUGACUUUGACAUUGCCGGGCAGUUUGACCCCAUGAUUCCCGAUGCCGAGUGCCUGAAGAUUGUGCACGAGAUCCUCAGUGACCUGCAGCUCGGGGACUUUGUCAUCAAGGUCAACGACCGGCGCAUCCUUGAUGGGAUGUUUGCAGUGUGUGGGGUCCCGGACAGCAAAUUCCGAACCAUCUGCUCCAGUGUUGACAAGCUGGAUAAGGUGCCAUGGGAAGAAGUGAGGAGUGAGAUGGUGGGAGAGAAGGGGCUCUCUCCCGAGGCUGCCGAUCGCAUCGGGGAGUAUGUCCAGCUCCAUGGUGGGCUGGACCUGAUCGAGCAGCUUCUCCAGGACCCAAAGCUAUCCCAGAACAAGGUGGCCAAGGAAGGGCUGGGGGACAUGAAGCUGCUGUUUGAGUACCUGACCCUGUUUGGCAUCACAGGGAAGAUCUCCUUCGACCUGAGCCUGGCGCGGGGCCUGGACUAUUACACGGGGGUGAUCUUUGAGGCUGUGCUGCUGCAGCAGGACAACGAGCACCUGGAGGAGCCGCUCAGCGUUGGCAGCGUGGCCGGAGGCGGCCGCUAUGACGGGCUGGUGGGCAUGUUUGAUGCCAAGGGCCGCAAGGUGCCCUGCGUGGGGGUCAGCAUCGGCAUCGAGCGCAUCUUCUCCAUCCUGGAACAGAGACUGGAGGCCUCUGAGGAAAAGAUCAGGACAACAGAGACACAGGUGCUGGUGGCCUCUGCCCAAAAGAAGCUCCUUGAAGAGCGACUGAAGCUCAUCUCCGAACUGUGGGAUGCUGGAAUCAAGGCAGAGAUGCUGUACAAGAAGAACCCCAAGCUGCUGAAUCAGCUGCAGUACUGUGAGGAGACAGGCAUUCCUCUCGUUGCCAUUGUGGGUGAGCAGGAGCUCAAAGAUGGAGUUGUCAAGCUGCGGAUCGUGGCAACCAGGGAGGAGGUCAAUGUUCGAAGGGAGAGCCUGGUGGAGGAGAUCAGGAUACGAACGAGUCAGUGUUAACCCUUCAGAUGCCUCUGCUCCUUUGCUGGAUUCCAGCUGACAGAUCUCCUUCCGUAAACGCCUUCACCAGGCUGUGCAGCAGUGGGUGGGGUGUCAGGGUGACUUUGAAAGCUGUAUUUAUUCUUGUCUUAAGCCCUUCCUUCCCUGGUGGGAGCCAAGAGGCUGCACUGACUCCUGUGCCAUGCCCUGGCCCUUGAGAUGUUGCUGGGAAGAUGUUGUGGAAGUGGCUGUGGCAGAUGCUGGCUGCACGAAUGCCGCAGCGACCCAUGGAGCAGCACGCUGGCAGCAGAUCCCGGGGGUUUGGCUGCAGCUUCUUGUUCCCAUCACUUUGAAUAACCAUCCCAGCCCAUCUCUCUGCUCUGGCUGCAGGGGGUAACCUUAUCCCCAGCAACAUGUAAUGGCGCUGCUCCCAGAAACAUAAUAAAUCUGUCUGUCCCCUGCUGUGA